Dipodomys ordii (Ord's kangaroo rat) is the source of this 653-nucleotide messenger RNA. It is a transcript of the gene Mettl26, whose product is annotated as chromosome unknown open reading frame, human C16orf13. The transcript is spliced from 5 exons. Lineage: Eukaryota; Metazoa; Chordata; Mammalia; Rodentia; Heteromyidae. The record is from RefSeq and is a predicted model, not a curated record. Bases 114 to 461 code for a protein of 115 amino acids.
UUCCUCACGCGCCCCGCGCCGCCGAUGGGCCUACAAUUCCCGGCGUGCCUGCGCCGGGGAGGCCUACAAUUCCCGAGGUGCCCCGCGCCCCGCCGGGCCGGCCAGCUGCCGCGAUGCAGGUGUCGGCGGCGGCCGAGCGCAACAAGGAGCCCAUCCUGAGCGUGCUCCGGCAGUACGUGGACCCCGGGCGGCCGGCCCGCGUGCUGGAGCUUUUCAGAGCCGCUGGACACCUGCUCAAACCCAGUGCCCUGCUCAUCGCCUAUGGGCCCUUUGCAGUCAACGGCCAGAUCUUUCCCCAGAGCAAUGUGGACUUUGACCAGGCCCUCAGAAGCAGGAACCCCGAGUGGGGGCUGCGGGACACAGCUGUCUUGGAAGAGCUAGGCCAGGCUAAUGGCCUGCUUCUGGAGAAGAUGGUGGACAUGCCAGCCAACAACAAGUGCCUGAUUUUCCGGAAAGAGUAACCCUCUCCUUCAUCCCGCAGCUCUGCUAAAGGCUCCGUGGGGCAUAGACUAGACCCCAGGCUUUGCCCCCCUGGGCCAGGCCUUGGGAAUAACCAGCCUCAUGUAACCUGGCUCUUGGCCAGUGGCCCUAGGGCUGCCAAGAUCCUGGGCCCAGUAGGCCUUGAAUAAAGCAUUUCCUGUUGACCAACGGUA